Messenger RNA from Triplophysa dalaica, 5701 nucleotides. RefSeq names its product phosphatidylinositol-4,5-bisphosphate 3-kinase, catalytic subunit delta (gene pik3cd). Gene Ontology annotation, molecular function: 1-phosphatidylinositol-3-kinase activity; 1-phosphatidylinositol-4-phosphate 3-kinase activity. The coding region runs from base 252 to 3371 and encodes 1039 amino acids. Gene Ontology annotation, biological process: phosphatidylinositol 3-kinase/protein kinase B signal transduction; phosphatidylinositol-3-phosphate biosynthetic process; phosphatidylinositol-mediated signaling. Gene Ontology annotation, cellular component: plasma membrane; phosphatidylinositol 3-kinase complex; cytoplasm. Lineage: Eukaryota; Metazoa; Chordata; Actinopteri; Cypriniformes; Nemacheilidae. The record is from RefSeq and is a predicted model, not a curated record. The transcript is spliced from 23 exons.
CGCACGGUGUGCAACGCGCAGUGCAGACAGGCACUUUAUCACCUCAAGCCGCCAAAGGAUUAUAAACACUUCAGCCUCAAAACAACCAGAUCCUUUAAAUACCUGCGUACGCAUCGGUGGCCAGAAUUAACGCGUCCGGAGGAUAUAACAUUUCUGUGUCACAGUAAAGGAGCAUCGCUUGAUUUUGAAGAUGGUGAACAAAUGAAUCAAACAACCGCGGUGGGCUCAGCUGUAGAUGAGUUUCCUGCAUCAUGCCGCCGGGGGUCUUCGGCAUGCAGGAUGUGUGGGAGAGAGAGGGUCGGCAACAGGUCAACAUGGAGUUCCUCCUCCCCACGGGAAUCUACCUCAGCUUUCCCGUAGCGUGUAGUGACACCAUCAGUACUAUCAAGAAGAUGUUGUGGAAGAACGCCAAGGAUGAGCCUCUCUUCAGUGCGCUGAGUGACCCUGAUGCCUACGUCUUCACCUGCAUCAACAUGACAGCGGAGCGGGAGGAGCUGGAAGACGAGGGGCGUCGCCUGUGUGACGUCCAGCCCUUUUUGCCCAUUCUCAGGCUGGUGGCUCGGGAAGGGGACCGAGUCGAGAAGCUCAUCACCACCCAGAUCAAUUCGCUCAUUGGGAAAGGAAAUCACGAGUUUGACUCUCAGAAGAACCACGAAGUCAACGAAUUCCGAACCAAAAUGCGGGCGUUUUGUGAAGAGCGCGCUCAGGAGCGUCAGAUGUUGCCAUGGGAUCAGUGGAUGGAGUACAACUUUCCUUGUGAAUUGGAGCCGUGCUCUAUAGCGUCACACUCUGGGACAUCACGUAGUGUUAAAAAGUUCUUUGUCAAUGUGAAGUUCGAAGGCAGUGAGGAGACCUUCGUUCUCCAGCAAGUUCAUCAGGACCUACCCAUAGCCCUAAAGCAGAACGCCCUGAGAAAGAAAUCCACCGUGUUUCGAUCUGCAAAGCAGGACAAGCCAGAGGAUUACACCCUGCAGGUUAACGGCAGAUUGGAAUUCAUUUAUGGAAAAUAUCCUCUCUGCCAGUUUGAAUAUAUAUUUUCGUGUUUGCACGGAGGUAUUACUCCACAUCUGACUAUGGUGCAUCAUUCAUCCAUCUAUAAAUAUCAGGAGGAACAGGGUGGCCUCAGUAAUCAGGUGUCCAGAAGCCGCGCUCAAUCCAAACCGCCCCCUCUGCCUCUGAAAAGGCAAAACACAUGUUCGCUGUGGUCCAUCCAGGAGCCGUUCUACAUACAUCUCUUACAGGGCAGUCGGGUGAAUGCGGAUGAGGGCAUGAAGCUGGUGGUUCAGGCCGGCCUCUUCCACGGCAGUGAGCUCCUUUGCAAGGUGGUGACCAGCAGUGAGGUCAGCGUUUGUUCUGACCCUGUAUGGGACCAGAAACUGGUGUUCGACAUCAGCGUUAGUGACCUGCCUCGCAUGAGCCGCCUCUGUUUCGCCCUCUACGGCGUCAUUGAAAAGACCAAGAAGCGACCUACCAAGAAGAAGAACAAACGUGCGGACUGUCCUUUGGCCUGGGUGAACACAAUGGUGUUUGACUACAAGGACCAGCUGAAGACCGGGGAAUUUUCUUUGUCCACUUGGCCUUCUGUUCCAGAUGAUAAGGGUGAUCUGUUAAAUCCUAUGGGUACUGUGGAGAAAAAUCCUAAUAUUGACAGCACGGCCGGUCUCCUGAUUCGCUUUGCCAACAUUAGGCCACACCCCCUGUAUUAUCCACCAAUCGAAAAGCUAAAUGAAUUUAGUCUUAAUGGGGGAAAAGUUGUUGCUUCAAAAGAGGAGCAACAGAAACUGAAAGAGAUAGUAGACAAUAAAAACUACACAGAGUUUUUUGAAGAUGACAAGGAGCUUUUGUGGAAGUUACGGGCAGAAGUGAGGCAGCACUACCCGGAAAGCCUCCCCAAACUUCUGCUCAUCACUAAGUGGAAUAAACACGAGGAUGUGGCUCAGAUGAUUUGCUUGUUACGCAAAUGGACAGAUCUUCCCGCUCUGCAUGCUUUAGAACUUCUGGACUACAGUUUCCCUGACCCUCACGUGCGCUCCUUCACCAUCCGUUGCCUCAGGAAGUUGCGUGAUUGCGAACUCUUUCAAUACCUCUUGCAACUGGUGCAGGUUCUGAAGUAUGAGUCUUACCUCGAUUGUGACUUGACCAGUUUCUUGCUGGAGAGAGCUCUUGCCAACAAGAAAAUCGGUCACUUUUUAUUUUGGCAUCUCAGGUCUGAAAUGCACGUGCCAUCCGCCAGCUUGAGAUUUGGACUUAUUCUGGAGGCGUACUGCCGUGGAAGCAUCUACCACAUCAAGAGCUUGUUGAAGCAGAAUGAAGCCCUGAAUAAGAUGAAGGCUCUGAAUGACUUUGUGAAGUCCGGCAGUCAGAAGGCAACAAGGUUGCAGACUACAGAAGACAUGAAAGUGUGCAUUAAACAGGACACCUACAUGGAAGCGCUCUCUGACGUUGUGUCGCCUCUUAACCCCAACAUCUUGCUGUGUGAAAUCUGUGCAGACAAGUGCAAGUUCAUGGAUUCCAAGAUGAAACCGCUGUGGCUGAUGUACAAGAACAAAUAUGACACCGUGGGGCUCAUAUUUAAGAACGGAGAUGAUCUGAGACAGGAUAUGCUAACCCUUCAGAUGAUUCAGCUAAUGGACGUUCUGUGGAAAAGAGAAGGUCUCGAUCUCAGGAUGCUUCCGUACGGAUGCAUGUCGACAGGGAAUAAGACGGGUCUCAUUGAGGUGGUGAAGAACUCGGACACCAUCGCCAACAUCCAGAGAAACAACAGCAACAGCGCGGCGACUGCGGCCUUCAACAAAGACGCCCUUCUCAAUUGGCUCAAGUCCAUGAACCCUGGGGAUAAACUGGAUCAGGCCAUUGAGGAAUUCACGCUGUCCUGUGCAGGCUACUGUGUAGCCACAUAUGUUCUGGGAAUAGGGGACCGGCAUAGUGACAAUAUCAUGAUCAGGGAAACGGGUCAGUUAUUCCAUAUAGAUUUUGGGCACUUUUUGGGGAACUUCAAGAGCAAGUUCGGGAUCAACAGGGAACGUGUUCCUUUUAUCCUGACAUACGACUUUGUACACGUAAUUCAGGAGGGACGGACAAACAACAGUGAGAAAUUUGAACGGUUCCGGAAGUGUUGUGAACAGGCUUAUAAGAUCCUCUGUCGGAAUGGGACUCUUUUUGUGAAUCUCUUUGUCUUAAUGAAAGCUGCCGGUCUCCCUGAACUGAGUUCUUCCAAAGACAUCCAGUAUCUGAAGGACUCUUUGGCCCUUGGAAGGUCUGAAGACGACGCAUUGAAGAACUUUAAAGUGAAAUUCAAUGAAGCUCUUCGAGAAAGCUGGAAGACCAAGGUGAACUGGAUGAUGCACUCUUUUGCCAAAGACAACAGAUAAACUUGUUCACGGACUGCAACGAGAAAUCUUGAUGCUGAGUUUUUAUUUAAAGUGAUGCAGCUUCGAACAGAAUAUAUGUUGCACUGCUGUACGUCAUUCCUUGUAUAAUAGGUGACCACCAACAGCUGUUUUGUUUACAUCUUGUUAUAAAUGUUUGUUUUGCUGAGACUUAUUGCUUGACAGUGAGCGACGUCUCAGAGAUUAGUUGUAUUCGCAACACAAUGCACUGGAAAUUCACGCUACUAAUUUAAGAAAGGGUUGGCAUGCCACUAAUUUAACUUGCAUCACUGGUUUGUUUGUUUAAUUCAGUAUCUGCACAGAGAAAAGAUGUCCGACCAAGAUUAAUGUAUUUAUCAUUUUUAACUGUACAGCAUAAAUAACAGGUAGCUUUUUGUCAGGAGAGGGCACGUUGUGUUUUCUUAUUGUUUACAUUUUGGUUUUGGCAUUUGUGUUUUUCUGUUUACAUGAACGUGUUCGUUUGUAUAUAUUGGUUUGUGUUCCGCACUUAUUUACAUUCACUGAACAGUAUUUUCAGUCGUUUUCGAAUUAUUUGUACAAUAGGAAAAUCGUUCAUCAGGAAAGCCUUUGUAUAGUGAUGUAUAUGACCAGACAUUUUGUCAGUGUAGAAAUGAGCCUUAAAUAUUUGUAUUUGUGGGGCUUUCUGUGCCUUUGGGAUGUGACACAAGCCAUCUUGAAGACUCGUCCAAAGAGUUUAAAUUUUGGGGGCGUAAUGAAUUUUUAGGGUGUAUGCCUUAUACUAUUGUAUUAUGAAUCAGGACAAAAUGAAUAGACAGUAUUAUUGAUUUGUAGAAAAUCGCGCCUGGUUAUUGUGUGCCUAUUUUGAAUAUAGAGUGAGUCUAAAUAAGAGUUUUUUCUGGAUAUAACUUAACAGUUGCAGAAUGUAUAGCCGCAGUAUACACUGCUACCUGAAUCACGAAGAGAUAUCUGCUACUCUCAAAAGAUGCGUAAAUACUGUUUAUUUUCUGAUGUCCUCUAGAAUGUGAAUUUGUAAAGAAGAGAUUAAAGCCUAAUUCAAAUCAAUUUUAUCUUUAUAUGAAUAUAGUGAGUAUAUCAAAUGUCCAUUGCGUAUGAUUUUAAUUACGUAAAUAACCUCGGUGGAAUGAAGAAUAACGGUCACAAAGUGAAUGGAUUUCAACUUUUGUUUUGUUUAUUCUCUACUGGACAAAUUGAAUAACUCUCACAAUAAUGUUCUUGUUCAAGCCUUUGAUACUUUGACAUUUGUUGUGUGCCAUAAUGGACAUCUGGAUCUAAAAUGGUUUGGUUUUCAAAUGUGUUGUUUUCAUUUUAAAACAUGACACAUGAUGUAAGUUGUUUUGAGUUAUGGAAGUGUGCUUUCAUUGUUUCUGCCAUAAAUUAUUGAUUCUGAAUCUGUUUUCAUUGAAUUUUUUAAUAAUAACACGGAGACAGUAAUCAUAAAUAUAGGAAGUUCAUUCUACUUCAUUUCCAGAGAGCAGAUUAACAGGAUGUAAAACAAGCCGUGUGAGUGUACAUUUUCCAAAUGUAAAAAAUGAAAAAGGUACCAAAAAUUGAUGGUCAAAGGCUUUUAGAUUUCUGAGAAUCUCUCAGUAACUUGCUUUAAAACUAUAGGGCACAUGUUAGUGGUGCAUGGUCACUAUUAAAGAUUCUUAUUUUUGAUCUUUUUCUCAUGUAUGUGCUUAAUACAAUGAAAGCUAAGACCUAUUACGGCAUGUUUAGUGGUAGCCUACCACAGAAAAUAUACAGCUUUGGGGGAAAGGACACAAGAAAUGUGGUUUAAUGCAUAUUAGGUGGGUAAAUUCAGAUAUUGGGGAACAUCCAGUGUGUGCUAUUUUAAAAUACACACUGUCAAGUGUUCGAACGUUGUCCCAGAAAUGCUAACAGUAAAAGUAAAAAAAGGGAAAUGUGCAAAUUGUUGUGCUCUUUUUACUUUUACUGUCAUGCACCGCUUGCCUUUUUAUUUUUUAUUUAUAACUAAUGUGACCAUAAUAUGAAUUGUGUUUUUUGCUUUUUAAACAAAUGAUUUCCUGUUCGUUGUCUAUUUUCUGUAAAAUCUGUUUCUGUAAAAACUCUCUGGCUUAACCUCAUGCACUUUUGACAUAAUGAGCAGAUCUAGGCUCUAUGAUCUGGUGUAGCCAACAAGUCUGGCUCACUGUAAUGAGAAAUUGUAUGCCAAACAGCCCAUUUUCUUUCAAUACAUCAAUUCCAAUGCGAUGUUAAUUUACCUAUUCUUAAGAUUUCGAUAGUCAUCAUUUUGUAUGAUCAAUGAUCAAGAAUUAAAUGCAGAAUGAUGCACUGAAGUUUUUCGUAAUAAAAUCCUUAAUAAAUUAUGA